AUGUCAACUUCUAGACCAGAGCACUUGACCAUUGGCAAGUUCGCACAGCCAGGCGGCCUCGGCCAGUCGCUGUCGAACCCUGCCAGUGCCAGUACCUCGCCCAACGAGCCUUUGUCAGGGGGCAGCACCAGCCUCCGCUCUCCCUUUGGCAUCCCAACCACCUCAGCCUUGAACCCCUCGGUCAAGAUGGCUGCUGCCUCGCGCUCCGGCGCCGGGUCUCCCUCUCAUGAUCCCCUUGCUGCUCCGGGCAGUGCUAGGUUUCUCCCAAGCAAGAGGGCCAGAGAGAUUCAAGCACAGGAAGGUGUGUCUAGUAUACCUGUGAAUCCUUGGGGCGGGCCGCCCACCAGCGGCAACUCUACCCCUCUCCGCGAGAACAUCCCAGAGUCGCCCACAGACGGCUUUCCCGAGUUCCCUCAGCUCGCAGGCCAAGACACCCUGCCGUCCACACGUCGAGCUCGGGCGGGCACGCUUCCGUCCCGUCUCACUACCGGUGGUCCGCCUAGCAAUGGCCUGCUAAGCCUCCCCUCUCUGGCAUUCAAGACCUCCAGGCCAUCUCCUUCGCACAGCCCGUUCAAGUCACCCUCGCCUGGUCUUGAGCCUUCUGAGACGUCCAACAACCCUUCCGCCCUACUCUCACGCCUUCGUGCCGGGUCCUUACCUCAGCGAAGCCCCUUCCCACCGCAUGUGUCGGGCACAAGCUCACCGUUUGGCCCUAACAUCUUCAGCAGCAGCUGGAGCACCGUCGGUCGCGAGCGCGGCUCGACACUGGCAAGCAUUGCCAGUGUCUCGAGCAACGGGCCCAGCUCCCCGACACAGUCACAGCUCUCCAGGGAAGGUGGCGCCGAGAACGACGUGCCAGCGAGGACUCUUGAUUAUCUUGGUCUUGUGGGCACCCCACAGCCACAACCGCAACCGCAGCCACUGAUGGAAGCGCGUUACCGGAUGCCAGACUUUGCACAAUCCAGCCGCUUCAGGUCGUACUCGGUCAACCACAAAGACAAGUAUCAGGACGACGAGUACGAGAACGAAAACGAGGUGGGCUAUGAGCAAGACAGCAUCCAGAGCCAGUACGAGUUUAUCCAGCAUCAGCUCGCCGCAACCCAGGCGGCGAUCGACGAGCACAACGCCGCUGUCCAGGCUCUCCACAGCCAGGCUGCAAUCGGCCGGCCCCGUGCCAGGACUGUCGGGACCGUGUUGGACAGUCCAGCUUCGCGGCUCAUGCGUACCAACUACUACCCAACGCCUUCGCGCCUGGACAGCUCAAUCACGGCUGCAGACCUCGCUUCGGCAGAGGACCGAUCAGUCAUCGAUGAACUCGCACCGGCUGUUGCUGCCAUGAACCUAGGCCGCUCAAACAGCCGGAACAAUGGCCUUUUGAAUGCUGACGAGCCAGAACUGGGCCCAACAAGCGCUCUCUGGCUCGGCAGCAUCCCGACAUCCACCACCACGACCACGCUCAACGAGAUGUUCAAGCGAUACGGUCCAAUUCACUUCACAAGAGUCUUGACACACAAGAACUGCGGCUUUGUGAACUUUGAGAGGAUCGAGAGCGCUAUCAGCGCCAAGAAUGAGCUGAACGGGAAAGAGAUCUUUCCAGGCGCUGGGCCUGUCCGCAUAAACUUCGCAAAGCCACCCUCGGCUUCCCCAACGCCAGGCCACGAUGGUACUCAGCCAUCUCCCAGCCCGGUUCCCUUCACCCAGGGACAAAACGGAUCUCAGGUUCCGGCCACGGCUGCGCUCGGUGAGGCUGACACAGCUUCUGGUAUGGUCACGCCCUCUGUCCCGCCACUGGCGGAUAUGACAGGAGACAUUCUUGAGAUCGUCAAGCAGUUUGGUGCAACCGAGGAAGAUGCCGUUCGCAUUAGCAAGAACCUCCAGGAUGCCAUCACGUACAGUGCUCUGGUCGACGAGAUUCCCCCAAUUGGCGAGCCUACCAGCACCAGAAUGUAUGAUGCCCCCAGGCUUCGCGAUAUCCGCAAGAGAAUCGACAACCAGAGCUUGCCCCAGGCCGAGAUCGAGAACAUUGCUCACGACAUGCUGCCAGAGAUUGCCGAGUUGUCCUCGGACUACCUGGGCAACACGGUGGUGCAGAAGCUUUUUGAGCAAUGCUCUGAUCCGACCAGGGACGUAAUGCUAGAGAAGAUCGCGCCGCACCUUGCCGAGAUAGGAGUUCACAAGAACGGUACCUGGGCUGCCCAGAAGAUCAUCAGCGUCUGCAAGACGGAUAGCCAGAUGAAGGUGAUCACAACCCACCUUCGGCCAUACACGAUCCCACUGUUCCUGGACCAGUAUGGCAAUUAUGUCUUGCAGGGCUGCCUGAAAUUCGGGGCCCCGUAUACCGACUUCAUCUUCGAGACUAUGAUGAGCGAGAUGUGGCAGAUUUCUCAGGGCCGCUUCGGCUCUCGUGGCAUGCGUGCUUGUCUGGAAAGCCACCACGCCACCAAGGACCAGCAGAGGCUACUGGCUGCGGCCAUCGCACUCCACAGUGUGCAGCUGGCUACAAACCACAACGCGGCUCUGCUUCUGACAUGGUUCCUGGACACAUGCACGUUCCCGCAACGACGGACGGUCCUGGCGCCGCAGCUGGUUCCCUGCCUCGUGACGCUGUGCACCCAGAAGGUCGCAUACUUGACCGUUCUGAAGGUGAUCAAUCAGAAGACGGAGCCCGAGGCACGUGACAAGAUUGUGCAGGCCAUGUUCUUUAGCAAGAACGAGCAGACGCUCGAGUCAAUCCUGCGGGAUUCGCAAUGUGGAGCAACCCUGAUCUUCAAGGUCAUCACCACGCCCUUCUUUGACGAGGCUGUUCGCUCCCAGGUGAUUGAGAAUGUCAAGACUGUCCUGCUCCGUAUCAAGGCUCAAUCCGACAAGGGAUACAAGCGGCUGAUGGACGAGGUCGGUCUGUCGACGCGCAGUGGCAACACUGGUGCGCAGCAGCAGCAGCAGCAGCAACAGCAGCAACAACAAGCGCAACAGCAAGCACAGCAGGCUGCAGCUGCUCAGUACAACGCGGCUGCUAACACCGGUCCAUUCUACAACCCGCUUAACGCAGCUGCGAGCGGAAUCAGUCCUGGUGGCUUUGAUGCUAGCCUUGCUGUCCCUCGGAGCGAUAGUGCCGACCCGAAUACUCAGCAGCAGUUUGCUGGCUUUGCGCAGGGCGGGAUGCCACCGAUGAGCAUGCCAUAUCAACAGAACAUGUUGCGAGGCACCCCACCAAUGAACGGCUACUAUCCCAUGCAGGCUGGAAUGCCCUUUCCGAGUGCCAGCCUGCCGAUGGAUCAAUACCGCAGCAACUCGAUCCCACCAGCUGGGAACCAAAGCCCCUAUGCUGCACCAGCGUACCCUAUGCCGAUGCCCAUGGGUAUGGGUGGCUUUGGCUACGGGAUGCCACCUCCUGGAUACAAUAUGGCUGACGGCGGUAUGAAUGGGGGCUCGUCUGGGCGCCGCGGAGGCCGUGUUGGUCGAAAUGGAGGUCGCAACAAUUCGGCCAGCCCAAGGCCUUACUAG
This is a messenger RNA of Cryphonectria parasitica EP155, 3504 nucleotides long. RefSeq lists its product as uncharacterized. The record is from RefSeq and is a predicted model, not a curated record. Bases 1 to 3504 code for a protein of 1167 amino acids. Gene Ontology annotation, molecular function: RNA binding. NCBI's taxonomy places the organism in Eukaryota, Fungi, Ascomycota, Sordariomycetes, Diaporthales, Cryphonectriaceae. The transcript has 3 exons.